AUGGCAGAAUCUACACGCAUAAUAGGACUGGGCAAGGCCAGUUGGAGUAGCAAGGAAGUUCAAACCUUACGCAGCUACCGACCAACAAGAAUUAGCUUGUGCUUGCACGUAGAUAGUGUGGACAUCAUUUUGAAAUCGCCUCAACCCCGCGUUAGCCCCGCCAUCCCACCAUCCUUCCGCCCACACCAAUCCAACUUUCGACUUAGGAGCAAACCAAUUCAUCAACUCAUCAUUUUGAAAAUGUCAAGUGCUUUUCCAUCAUUGAAUAGAAUCUCCCGUGAGAGGCUCAGUGCGCUGCUCUUGACAGAGCCAACUGAUCAGAAAGUUGUUGUUGUUGAUGUGAGAGAUUCAGAUCACAUCGGUGGUCAUAUCAAAUCCUCACGUCAUGUUCCUUCAGAAACACUAGAUUACAGUGCACCAGACCUUGCACGUCAGCUCCAAGGGGCUGAGAAGGUUGUCUUUCACUGUGCCCUCUCACAGGUUCGCGGUCCUAGUGCCGCUGUGAAAUACCUCCGUGAGCGUGAAAGAUUGUUCGGAGCAGACUCGACAAUAAGGGUCACAGCUGGGAAUAUUGAUGAUGAUGGAAAGCCAAAUGAAAGGGAUGAGGAUGGAAAAGUAAAAAAACAAGAGGUCUAUGUACUCACUGGGGGUUUUGUCGAGUGGCAGGAAAAAUAUGGAAACGAUGAAAGGCUAACCGAAAACUACAACAAACAAUUAAUUGACCCCGGUGAUACCGUGGUACAGAUAUGCAUCGAUCCUCAAUUACGCUAUGUUGACGAUGCCUCCCUUAAUAUCUACAAACAGAUGAUUUAG
Morchella importuna is the source of this 813-nucleotide messenger RNA. RefSeq lists its product as uncharacterized. The transcript has 7 exons. The record is from RefSeq and is a predicted model, not a curated record. Gene Ontology annotation, cellular component: cytoplasm; nucleus. NCBI's taxonomy places the organism in Eukaryota, Fungi, Ascomycota, Pezizomycetes, Pezizales, Morchellaceae. The coding region runs from base 1 to 813 and encodes 270 amino acids. Gene Ontology annotation, molecular function: protein tyrosine phosphatase activity.